AUGAUUUCGGAGAGCUUUUUUCAAAAUUCACGCCUGGGCUCGCAACUGUUUUCUGGAGUCGCCGUUUAUGCUUUAAUGGCGCUGUACUCCAGAACCAGCUGUUGGGUCUUGCGCAGGCUAACAGGCAAUGCUGCUCAAUCCUUUUUAUAUCAUGUUGUCUCUGCUGCUCCCUCUCUCGAGCCACAUCGCCCUCAGCCCUCUCUCGAGCCACGCCUAAACUCAGCCCUCUCUCGAGCCACGUUCUCUCCUCAGCCCUCUCUCGAGCCACGCCUCAGUCUCUCGCCCUCCUCUCUCGAGCCCUCAAGUCUCUCGCCCUCAGCCCUCUCUCGAGCCACGCCUCAGUUCUCUCCCCUCAGCCCUCUCUCGAGCCACGCCUCAAGUCUCUCGCCCUCAGCCCUCUCUCGAGCCACGCCUCCAGUCUCUUCGCCCUCAGCCCUCUCUCGAGCCACGCCUCAAGUCUCUCGCCCCCUCAGCCCUCUCUCGAGCCACGCCCUCAAGUCUCUCGCCCUCAGCCCUCUCUCGAGCCACGCCUCCAGUCUCUCGCCCUCGCCCUCUCUCGAGCCACGCCUCCAGUCUCUCCCCCUCAGCCCUCUCUCGAAGCCACGCCUCAAGUCUCUCCCCCUCAGCCCUCUCUCGAGCCACGCCUCCAGUCUCUCGCCCUCAGCCCUCUCUCGAGCCACGCCUCAACUCUCUCGCCCUCAGCCCUCUCUCGAGCCACGCCUCAAGUCUCUCGCCUCAGCCCCUCUCUCGAGCCACGCCUCAGUCUCUCGCCCUCAGCCUCUCUCCCACUCCUCAGUCUCUCGCCUCAGCCCUCUCUCGAGCCACGCCUCCAGUCUCUCGGCCCUCAGCCCUCUCUCAGCCCUCUUCUCUCGGGCCCUCUCUCAACGCCUCCAGUCUCUCGAGCCCUCUCUCAGUGCCUCUCUCUCGCCCUCAGCCCUCUCUUCGAGCCAAGUCUCCCCCUCAGCCCUCUCUCGAGCCACGCCUCUCCAGUCUUCUUCGCCCUUCAGCCCUCUCUCGAGCCACGCCACAAGUCUCUCGCCCUCAGCCCUCUCUCGAGCCACGCCUACAAGUCUCUCGCCCUCAGCCCUCUCUCGAGCCACGCCUCCAGUCUCUCGCCCUCAGCCCUCUCUCGGCCACGCCCUCCAGUCUCUCGCCCUCAGCCCUCUCGAGCCACGCCUCCGUCUCUUCGCCCUCAGCCCUCUCUCGAGCCACGCCAUCGCCUUCCACGUCAGUUUCUCGCCCUCAGCCCUCUCUCGAGCCACGCCUCCAGUCUCUCGCCCUCAGCCCUCUCUCGAGCCACGCCUCCAGUCUCUCUCUCAGCCCCUCUCUCGCGCCACAGCUCUCAAAUCUCUCCCCCUCAGCUCGAGCCACGCCUCAAGUCUCUCAGCCCUCUCAGCCCUCUCUCUCGAGCCCACGCCUUCAAGCCCUCUCUCUCGCCCUCAGCCCUCUCUCGAGCCACGCCUCAAGUCUCUCGCCCUCAGCCCUCUCUCGAGCCACGCCUCCUCAGUCUCUCUCGCCCUCAGCCCUCUCUCGAGCCACGCCUACAAAGUCUCUCCCUCAGCCCUCUCUCGAGCCACGCCUUCUCUCACCCUCAGCCCUCUCUCGAGCCACGCCUCCUCUCGCCCUCAGCCCUCUCUCGAGCCACGUUCUCAAGUCUCUCGCCCUCAGCCCUCUCCGAGCCAGCCUCUCUCUCGAGCCCUCAGCCCUCUCAAGCCCCCUCGCCCUCGCCCUCAAGCCCCUCUCUCGAGCCACGCCUACAAGUCUCUCGCCCUCAGCCCUCUCUCGAGCCCUCAAGUCUCUCGCCCUCAGCCCUCUCUCGAGCCACGCCACAAAGUCUCCUAA
This is a messenger RNA of Penaeus vannamei (Pacific white shrimp), 1842 nucleotides long. The record is from RefSeq and is a predicted model, not a curated record. Lineage: Eukaryota; Metazoa; Arthropoda; Malacostraca; Decapoda; Penaeidae.